Messenger RNA from Erpetoichthys calabaricus (reedfish), 924 nucleotides. RefSeq names its product stromal cell-derived factor 2-like 1 (gene sdf2l1). Bases 73 to 735 code for a protein of 220 amino acids. The transcript has 3 exons. The record is from RefSeq and is a predicted model, not a curated record. NCBI's taxonomy places the organism in Eukaryota, Metazoa, Chordata, Cladistia, Polypteriformes, Polypteridae.
GAUGUAGAUGUGGAAAAAGGGUGUUAAAAAUAAGAGAAGAGUGUGCGGCUCGCUUGAAAAGUGCAAUGAACGAUGAAGCUUCACCCGGUUCUUGCGGAGCUUUGGUUGUUUAAGCGGUUAAUUCUGUUUGUGUUCUGUGUCAUUGUGCAGAGCGAGGCCAGCGGAGAAUUAAGUUAUGUGACGUGCGGCUCCUUGGUGAAGCUGCUGAAUACCCGACACAAUGUGAGACUGCACUCCCACGACGUCAAGUACGGUUCAGGAAGUGGACAGCAGUCAGUUACCGGAGUUGAAGCAUCGGAUGAUGCCAACAGCUACUGGCGCAUCAGAGGAAAGUCAGUAGGCAGUUGCCAGAGGGGUGUGCCCAUCAAAUGUGGCCAGGCAGUAAGGUUCACACACAUGAACACUGGGCGCAAUCUUCACUCUCAUCACUUUGUGUCACCACUGUCAGGAAAUCAGGAGGUCAGUGCGUUUGGUGAAAACGGUGAAGGAGACGAUCUGGAUGUAUGGAAUGUCCAGUGCAGUGGGAUUUACUGGGAACGGGAUGAUGCUGUACGCUUCAAACACAUUGGGACUGAAGUGUACCUUAGUGUCACUGGUGAGCAGUAUGGCCAUCCCAUCAGAGGUCAAAAGGAAGUCCAUGGAAUGCAAGGUGCAAAUCACAAUAACUACUGGAAGGUUAUGGAGGGAGUCUUCAUCAAACCCAGCAGCGAGUCACCAAAUCAUGAUGAACUUUGAAACUUGUUGUUCACAUUGUUAAAGGGAGUGUUUGUUAUUAAGAAUGUGUGUUUUCCAAAAAUGAGACCAGCCUUUUUAUAUUAUUUUCUUAUUUGUUUGCAAGUGUAAAUUUUGGAAAACUAAAACCCUCUUCUGAUGGUGUGUGUUUGAUCUUAUUUUAUUGCAAAUAGAUUCGGUGUUUAACUUUAA